Molecule: messenger RNA, 2460 nt
Organism: Ornithodoros turicata
Lineage: Eukaryota; Metazoa; Arthropoda; Arachnida; Ixodida; Argasidae
Product: neprilysin-3-like
Exons: 21
Coding region: 372-2417 (681 amino acids)
Biological process (GO): protein processing
Cellular component (GO): plasma membrane
Molecular function (GO): metalloendopeptidase activity
Source: RefSeq, a predicted model, not a curated record
UUACUGCUGUAUGCUACGACUUGUGCGUCGACAGCACGGGGUGAACAGUGCACGUGCUUCACGCCGUGGUUGCCCUGCAGGUGAGGACCACUAGAAGGUUCGGAUAGCGAAACUGAGAUUACCCUGGUGGACGAAAAAAAAGAAAAAGAACACCGACACCAUAUUCAAUGCAUCCAUCAUAUCUGCCAUACACAACACAUCAUUCAUCACUGCCACCACUGGUAUCUCCACAAGCUGUGCCAACCCGGCGCUCACGUCUACAAACAACAUACCAGUAGUAUGGAACAGUGGUGACUGCACGUCGCUGGACAAGUACAAGUUUACGGAUACUUUCAGGGACGCCAGCUACCCCACAGGAAACUAGUCCAACAAUGCGAACUAGGCGGACACCCAAGACGACCCCAAGUACCGAUACCACUGAAGCUACCGAGGCCGAGACCGAACCGGAGACGCCGACUCCGACCAAGAAGAGGAUAGCGUGCGAGAGAUUUGAAUGCGUGGUAGCGGGGGGACUGAUAAGCAGAAUGAGAAACCUGGACUUGAACCCUUGCGACAAUUUCUACAGCUACCUUUGCGCCAAAAAAGUUACCAAGACGGCUAAGAAAACCACAGCCUUUGACGUCUUCCAAGAUCCCUCCUUCAAAAAGCUUGAACGUGAUCUUUCUGCGGUUGGGAAGGUCUACAGAGCCUACAAACAGUGUGUUCAGGCUGGGGCUACUCAAGCAGCAGCAAUAAACGAAGUGAAGAACAUGUUGGAACAGAUCGGCUUGCCUGAUUGGCCCUCGUGGCCUCCAUUAGAUAGUGCACCCGGGUUGGGUAAUGUACUUCUCCUGAUGGCCAAUGCUAUGGGACUGAUCAAUGUACUGAACCUCUUCCCACAUCGAGGAGUGUUGAACAUCGAACUUAAAAUGGACACAACACUGUUCCCGAGCGACGACAAGGUGGAUGACUACAAGAAACGUAUUGUCCGUGGAAUGCAGAUUUUCAGAGGCCCCCAAUCCAGCAUCAAUGAAAGUGAUCUGAAUACAGCCGCCGAGGACAUAUACAAGUUUGAAAAGAAUCUCAUUGCGAUUACACAGGUUAAAACAGAUAGCCAGGACUUCGAUAAAACGACUACUAUCAGUCAACUCAUGACUGAAAUACCUCAGUUUCCCUGGCUUAUCUUCUUUCAAGCGUUGCACAAGAAAAUCACUGCCCGAGAUGAAAAAUAUAUAAAAUUUGACGGCAUCACCGACCAGACGUUGGUUACAGUUCGGAACUUUAACCAUUUCGCCACCGGCGUUCAAGUCCUUGGGAGUUUCCGCAACGGCCCAUCAGCCAACUUCCUUGGAUGGUACGCCGUUUCUCAGACCUGGAACAUCAUGACCUCACCGGAAAAUCCCGACAAUGUCAAAGACCCUGAGGCGAAAGAAAAGUUCUGUUUCAACUUCCUAAACAAAACGGCCAACGAAGUAGUAGCGAAAAUCUACGUCCAGUCCUCCAUUUCUGACAAAGCACAGGCUCGGCUGCUACAGCUACGAAUGAGCAUCCUGGACAGUUUCCAGACGAUGCUGAACGGUCAGCUGUGGAUGAAGCCUGAGAUGAAAGCCUACGCUACGAGUAGGCUGGACCGUGCCGUUCUUAUGCUUGGAUAUCCAGACUGGUUCAUGGACAACAAGACGCUUGACGCAACAUUGGAGUUCGUCGAAGAGUACCAAAAAGACACACCCGUGGUCGCCAUUCUGAACAGCUUCCGAAGAAAUCACUUCCUGAAAACCUUGAAGAGUGUCGGCUAUACCACGGAACGAACCCCAUGGGUUGGCGAUAUCGACGCUGUGAAUGCGUUCUACGACUCGAUUCGAGAUAUUGCGUUUGUACCUGCUGGUGUGCUCCAGACGCCGUAUUACGGUGAACACUUACCACAGGCAUUCGUCAUGGGCGCACUUGGAUCCCUCGUUGGUCGCGAACUAGGUAUGGCGUUCACAAAACCAGCAUUCCAGAACAGCAUUGAUGGUAGCUACACACGAGUAAACCUGCAACAACAGAAGGAGCUGGACGACAAAAUGGAAUGCUUCCGUGGGAUGUAUGGGAGUGCUUCAAGCAGCAACAUGCAUACACCACAAGCCGAGCGUGAGCUCGCUAUGCAUAUUGCGGACAACGCAGGACUGGACGUGGCCUACUGGGCCUACCAGGAAACGACUGCUGGAAUAGAGGAGAAGGUAUUGUCACUCGCAGAAGACCUCAGUGAUGCGGAACUGUUUUUCGCAGCAUAUGGCAUGAUGUCCUGUCUGAAUUCUGUCGAUGAAAAGAGGAUGAACGUAGCGCUCGGAAACAUGCCCUCAUUUCUUCAGGCCUUCAACUGUACUGAAACGGCAAAGAUGAAGAUUCAAAAUGGAUGCCCCCUUUGGAGGAGAGAUGCUAGUCGGCAGAAACUUUAAUCGAAAUUUCAAAUCUCCUUAAUUAAAAUAUGAUAUUAUUUAA